CAGCCAGCGGUUUCCAACUUCAAGAUCCUUCGUCGAAGAUUGCACCACCUACGGAGACUGCCCCAACAAAAAUAUGAUUGUUGCAUGAAUGCAUGCAUGGCAUUCACGGUCCUGCAGAAUUCGGACUACUGUACCCAUUGCAAUUCCGAGCGCUACCAACCCAUAAGGGCCGGCCGCAGCCGGCGAGCCCGCAAGACAUUCACGUACAUGUCGGUGAUUUCCCGGCUAGGGGCACAAUUCCACUCGAAGGAAAAAGUUGCAGCGAUGCAGUACCGCUGCUCUCGGCUAGCUGCCCCACAUGUCAUCAGCGAUAUCUUCGAUGGCAAGUUCUACAAAUCUCUCGUGGCCAAAAGAUUGUUCUCCCAAUCAACUGAUGUGGCGUUAUCAUUGACACUGGAUGGAUUCAGGAUCUUUGAAAGGUAA
Polychytrium aggregatum is the source of this 423-nucleotide messenger RNA. RefSeq lists its product as uncharacterized. The record is from RefSeq and is a predicted model, not a curated record. The annotation marks the transcript as partial. The transcript is spliced from 2 exons. Lineage: Eukaryota; Fungi; Chytridiomycota; Chytridiomycetes; Polychytriales.